Schistosoma spindalis is the source of this 1256-nucleotide messenger RNA. The record is from the annotation of a GenBank genome assembly. Lineage: Eukaryota; Metazoa; Platyhelminthes; Trematoda; Strigeidida; Schistosomatidae.
AUGCAACAAGAAAUGAUUUCAAUUAAACCAGAAAGAUGUUUGUUUCAAUCAUUGGAAAAUAACAACAACAAAAGCAACAAAAACACAAUUCAAACAAAAUCACUUAUCAAUGAACAAUGUCAACAAACAUUCAACUUGGUAUGUCAAAAAAGUCUUGAAAAGUUUUGUCAAAAUUAUGAUUUUGAUUUGAAUCAAAUGAAACCUGUUGUUAAUCCAAUCAGAUGUAAUAACAAUGAAAGUGAUCAGGAAAGUCAACAUCGUCAUCGUCACAAACAUCAACACACAAGACAUAAACAAAUAUGGCAUUGGGAACAAUUGGACACUACAGUCAAUUAUAUACCCACAUUUUAUUUGAGUAACAGAUAUCAUUCAGAUAGUUAUCUACUUCAAUCACAUCAACAUGAAUAUUCUGUUCCACCAAAUACACCACACAAAUGCACUACAAAAUCAUCAAACUAUCAAUUCACAGAAAAUAAAUACAAUUCAUCUACUUCGUCCAUAUUACAGAGGUCACACGCAUCUCAUCACAUUUCAUCUCUAGUACCAAUUACCCAACCGGUUACAAAUUCAUUUCGUGUGUGUCGUACUCGAAGUAGGAAUUCAUCAAACUGCACAAUAGCAUCUAGUAGAACUUCCAAGUAUUUGCAUGCUCAACAUAUACGGAGUAAAAGUGAGGGGAAAGACAUUGACCACAUACACAACUCACAUCUCGAUGGACAUGCCAAAUGCAGUGUUUGCAAUGAUUCCACUUGCCGUUCCUCUGAAGUUCCAUACAAAUCAUCAAGUUAUUCGUCUUCCAAUAUUCCAUGUUCAAAGAGUGUGAAUUGUGUAGGGGAAUGGGAAAAUAUUUCAUAUUCUGAGAAACAAGUGUCUCCCAGUUCAUCAUCCACAUCGAACAGAUCUAGUUUGAAGCAAAUGAAACUGACUGAUAUCUUUCUAAUCUAUAAAACAUUGAGAUCAUCUUUAUUAUCCAAUCGAUUAGGAAUAUCUUUCAAGUAUUUCUACUCCUUUGAAUUGGAAACUACUUCAUAUAGAUUAUUGUUUCAUUCAAAUAAUAAAACUUUCUUCAGUACAUCUUAUGAAUCGAUAUUGGUUAAGUAAAAGAUGAAAAGCAGGAAACAUUAGACAGUUUAUUUAUUCAAGUGAAGAAUUCCUCAACCAUUUACUUUCACGAUUCAACUGGAUAUUCGAACACAAAAACUUCAGAUCUCACAAUGAGCGCUUAACCUUUAAAUCAUUGAGUAGGUAUCAACUAC